Messenger RNA from Oncorhynchus gorbuscha (pink salmon), 968 nucleotides. RefSeq names its product aminopeptidase Ey-like. The transcript is spliced from 3 exons. The annotation marks the transcript as partial. NCBI's taxonomy places the organism in Eukaryota, Metazoa, Chordata, Actinopteri, Salmoniformes, Salmonidae. The record is from RefSeq and is a predicted model, not a curated record. Gene Ontology annotation, cellular component: cytoplasm. Gene Ontology annotation, molecular function: zinc ion binding; metalloaminopeptidase activity; peptide binding. Gene Ontology annotation, biological process: peptide catabolic process; proteolysis.
AUAAAUAAGAAGCACAUUCCCCUCUGGGUCCAUCUAGGCCCCCCUCUCUCUUUCUGCCUUUCUGUCUAUCUGUCAGUCAGUCAUUACACUACCCUCAGAUAGACAGAUAUCAGUCUGUUACAGACAUGGGGAAAGGGUUCUUCAUCAGCAAGACUUUGGGGAUAGUUGGUGUGAUCGUGGGGACUGGAGUGGUGGCCACCAUCAUCGCCCUGUCAGUGGUCUAUAGCCAGGAGAAGGCCAAGAUCCAUGAGGCAGUGAAUCCCCCCACUACUCCCUCCACUCCCUGGGAACACUACAGACUGCCUGACUCCCUGUCUCCUGUCUCCUACAACAUCACCCUCUGGCCUCGACUGGUUGUCAACGCCUCUACUGGCCUCUUCAUCUUCACAGGACAGUCAGCUGUGGUGUUCCAGUGUAAGAAGGACACAGAUCUGAUCCUCAUCCACUCUAACAAGCUGAACCUGACUCUGCUCAGCCUGAUUAGCCGGGAUGGAGCUACUGCUCCCACCAUAAAGAAAAACUGGCUGGAGGUUCCUACUCAGUUCUUAGUGAUCCAGCUGAAUAGUAAUCUGAUGGCAGGGAGACAGUAUGAGCUGUACACAGAGUUUAUAGGAGAACUGGCUGAUGACCUGGGAGGCUUCUACAGGAGUGAAUAUACAGAGGGGACCAGUCCCCCGGUGAGAAAAGUUGUAGCAACCACUCAGAUGCAGCCUGUGGACGCCAGGAAAGCCUUCCCCUGCUUUGAUGAACCUGCCAUGAAGGCCGUGUUCCACAUGACCCUCCUCCACGCACACGGAACAGUGGCUCUGGCCAAUGGCAUGAAUCUAGCCUCAGUCAAUGUCACUGUCAACGGCCAGGCUGUUACUCGGACCAGCUUCCAACCCACACCCCUCAUGUCAACCUACCUACUCGCCUUUGUCGUCAGUGAGUUCGGUUUCAUCCAGUCACCAGAAGGGGAAAAAGUUUUG